Durio zibethinus is the source of this 1149-nucleotide messenger RNA. The record is from RefSeq and is a predicted model, not a curated record. NCBI's taxonomy places the organism in Eukaryota, Viridiplantae, Streptophyta, Magnoliopsida, Malvales, Malvaceae.
UACUGCAAAUUCUCACUUCUCUUUUAGUUUCAGCUUUGAAACAUUUUCUUUUAUCAAUUUUAAUUACAGUGUGCACAAGCGAGUAAUGCUCGGGAGAUAACUAACAGACAACAUAUGGGAGAAGGUGUGAGCACAAAUUAUUUGCAGCAACCUUCAGGUACCAUGGAUGGCCACAUGGACCCUUCACAAAAUAUUUUCUUCAAGAUUGAUGACUUUAAGGUUGGCAAAACAAUGGUCAUCUACCUUCCCAGUAAAGACCUUUCGGCCUUUCCUCAUCUACUCUCUAGAGAGGAAGCCAAUUCUAUUCCUUUCUCAUCAACACAACUCACACAACUUAUUGAGUUCUUCUCAUUCUCUAAAGACUCUCGCCAAGCCAAAGCCAUGGAAUAUACGCUUAGGCAAUGUGAACUUGAACCCCCUAAAGGUGAGAUAAGGUUUUGUGCCACUUCCCUGGAAUCAAUGCUUGACUUUGCUUGUUCUGUCUUUGGCUUGGAUGCCCACCUUAAAGUUUUAACCACUACCUUUCUCAAAAAGCCAACUGUCUUUCUACAAAACUAUACCAUUUUGGGCGUGCCUAAACAGAUCCCUACUCGUAGAAUUAUUGCAUGUCAUACUUUGCCAUAUCCUUAUGCAGUAUUCUACUGCCACAGCCAGAAGAGUACUGAAACCAGGCUAUUUCAGGUUUCUCUAGGUGCUGAGAACGGAGACAGAGUGCAAGCUUCAGCUGCUUGCCACAUGGAUACCUCUCAAUGGGACCCUGAUCAUGUAUCUUUUCGUUUGCUAAAAAUCAAGCCCGGAUCCUCCCCAGUGUGCCAUUUCUUCCCUCCAGAUAACCUAGUGUGGGUGCCUUUGCCUGCUUGAAUGUACUUGCCUAGUUAUGAAUAUUGCUUGUAUGCAGCAAAAGUCAAAUGGACCAUCAUGUAGAGUCAUCUGAUAUGAAUGUUGUUUGAUACUUGUUAUGAUUUGGCUUUAUGUUUAGUGUGAUUCUAUGUUUCUUUCUUUACAUUCAUUGUUACAGUAUUUCACUAAAUUGCUUUAAGAAUAUAAAUCAAAGGUUCUGUCUAGAGUUAUUACAACAUGUGGCAUACUAGAAACAUGAAUGAACUAACUCAAUCCUGAGGUCUUUUGCCAAUAACUUCAUUCAAUCAU